GAACUUACUUGUAGGUCAGAGGCAAUGGAAGACAAGCUCCACAAAGACAGCCCAGAGGAUAGCUUUCAACUAACUUCACGCACCACAGCCACAGAUAAGAAGUCAAUCCAUGUCAACACUUCACCAGUGAACGUAGAAUCAAGAGAUGUUGUGUGUAGGCCACAGGGCUAUGAUGCAGAUUUUGACCCUCCUCUUGAGAACAAAUACGAGUGUCCAAUCUGCUUGAUGGCCCUCCGCAAUGCAGUACAAACGCCCUGUGGCCAUCGAUUCUGUCGUGGUUGCAUUGAGACGUCAAUUCGAGAGGCUGGAUCUAAAUGUCCAAUAGACAAUGAAAUGUUAACACUGGAGCAGCUCUUUGCUGACAACUUCGCCAAUCGGGAGAUCCUGUUACUUGUUGUCAAUUGCGGUAAUGACGAUUGCUACCAGCAGAUGGAGCUGCGGCACCUCGAUGCCCACCUGGCUCAGUGCCAGUUCUCUAGGGAGCGGUGCCCGCUGUGCCAGGCUGCGCUGCCGAGAUGCCAACUGGAGGAGCACAAGGGGCAGCAGUGCCCUCGCCGCCUAGUGGCCUGCCCCGCCUGCAUGCACUUGUACAUCAGUGAGGAGAGACAGGUUCAUGAUGAGCAGUGUCCUUUCACUCGUGUCUUGUGCGAGUACUGUCAUGCAGAGCUCUUUCGGGACCAUUUGGCCUCCCACUGUGACACAGACUGCCCUGAAGCUGUAGUAACCUGCAAUUUCAGUUCCUUCGGCUGCGAGGAAAAGAUGCCACGCAGUGCCCUCGCCCAACACAUGCAAGAAUUCACCCUGUCGCACUUGAAUGCUCUGGCUGUCUCUAUCAUCAGAGCCCAUAGCCAAUAUGGACACCCAGCACUACCACCACCCUGGGCGUGCUCCACAGGGGGUGAAGCAGGUUCAGGGGGGACGUCUGCCAUCACCUCGCAUGUAAGGGAUACUCCCCUGAGGACAACCACACAGGAGGACCACACAGGGCUGCAGCACAUGCAGGAGAUGGUACAACAGCUGGAAGGGAGGUUGGUCAAGCAGAACCACCAGCUCCGCGAGCUGACCAUCCGAUCGCAAACCCAGGCCUCACAGCUGCAGGAGCUGCACCGACACACCGUGGACCUAGAGGGUGCUGUGGAGGACAUGGUGGCCCAGCAGCGUGACAAUGGCGUCUUCACCUGGACUGUGCGGGACUUUGCAGAGCACCUCAAGGCCCAGAAAGCCAACCGGCCAGUGGUGCUGUACAGCCCAGGCUUCUACACGGGCCGGCCGGGCUACAAGCUCUGCCUGAGGCUGCAGCUGCAGCCGUCCGCUGCCCCCCGCCAUCCCGACUUCCUCUCCCUGUUUGUGCACACCAUGCGUGGGGCCUUCGACAUGCAGCUGGCCUGGCCCCUCCAGGGCUGCUUCAAGCUGAGUAUUCUGGAUCAGCGUGAUGGUCAACAGCACAUCAUGGAAGUGAUGGAGACCAAGCCAGACCUGAUUGCCUUUCAGCGCCCCACUACCACUACCGCUGCCACUGCUGCUGAUCGCAAUCAGAAGGGAUUUGGUUAUGUCACUUUUGUGCACCUCAGCAAGCUGGGUGAGAGAUACGUGGCAGAUAAUACGCUGCGUCUGCAAUGUGAGGCCAAAAUAAACGUUUCUGCUUCAGGGUAAACUGAAACAUUAUGGUCUCUGUAACACUCUUGGCAAGCUGCACGUUCUCUUGUGUAAGUUGAUAGUGUGUGAUUACAUUAUCUAUGUAUGUUUAACCCUGGGAAGAUAGAGGUGUUUUUUUCCCCUGCCAAGCUUUGCCGU
Messenger RNA from Engraulis encrasicolus (European anchovy), 1794 nucleotides. Its product is annotated as TNF receptor-associated factor 6-like. Gene Ontology annotation, biological process: regulation of apoptotic process; protein K63-linked ubiquitination; tumor necrosis factor-mediated signaling pathway. The transcript has 6 exons. The record is from RefSeq and is a predicted model, not a curated record. The coding region runs from base 25 to 1653 and encodes 542 amino acids. Gene Ontology annotation, molecular function: tumor necrosis factor receptor binding; zinc ion binding; ubiquitin protein ligase activity. Lineage: Eukaryota; Metazoa; Chordata; Actinopteri; Clupeiformes; Engraulidae.